Messenger RNA from Verruconis gallopava, 1692 nucleotides. RefSeq lists its product as uncharacterized. The transcript is spliced from 2 exons. The coding region runs from base 1 to 1692 and encodes 563 amino acids. Lineage: Eukaryota; Fungi; Ascomycota; Dothideomycetes; Venturiales; Sympoventuriaceae. The record is from RefSeq and is a predicted model, not a curated record.
AUGUCUUUUGCGAUUAUGGGGAACAUGCGAGACUCGCGACUUCUAACUUACCGCACAACGCGGGCCGUGAAGUGCCUGUACUUUGAUGGCAUGUCCGCUUCGUUAAUGGGAAGUGGUACAGAGUCACAGAUGACCUUUUUGUACGGAGCUAGCGACAAAGUGCCAUCAAGACCAUUCCCAGGGCCGCCAGGCCAUGGAAGACGACCUCAUGGGCCACCACCGCCACCAGGUGAUGCGAGUCCAGGGAAUCAAAUGCCAUCACUAAGUCAGUUGCAAGCUGAGGAUGACGAUGAAAGACCCCGUUGGAAUCCGCUUGAAGAUGAGUAUUUCAGAGCUCGAGGCCUCUGUAAUUGGAUCAAAGACCGUGGUCUCGGAGGACUAGGCUGGGGCUUCGAAGGCAUUGUGAGAAUGAACGCAGGCUUCGAGAUGAUAUGGUGCGACUUCAAUUCGACCUCGCUAAAGCUGGUAUCAAAUUUGAACAUCUCUGCGCCACUGCUGAACAGCACACGUGGAAAGACGUCAACUCGGAAAGGUGGACUCUUACAGGCUCAGGUUCCCAUGCUUGAUGUACACACAAGCGUGCAAGCGGCGGACGAAGGACCCCACGGUCCUGGUAUGACGGACCCUCGCGAGCCGUUCCGCAGUUCGGCAACGUACAUGUGGUUUGCGUCAAGUGCCAAGCGCUACGGUUCAUACGGGAACGUGGACGUGGGCGGCGGCGAGACCCGAGUUAGGAUUGAUGCCUGCGGCAUGUUCACCUUCUACGAUCCGAAGCUGACGGGCCAGUUCGCCGCCAGACUGGAGCAAGAGCGCGACGCGCUGAACGUCUCCGUGGAUGGGCGCUGGCUGGGCCCGCGGAGUUCCGGAGACAGUAAGGCGACGGCACUGGAAGAGCUCAUGAGACGAAGACACUCGCACCGCGCAAACCACGUCGAGGAAGCAGACGGCGCCGUCAUGUACGAGCUCGUCGACGAAGGUCUGCGCAACGUCCUCGGCAAAACCAAUUGCAGCACGACCUCUUGGCACGCCAUCGCGAACGAGGUUGUCGCCUUCUACGCCAGGCUCAUAAAGGACCUCCACAGAUCCAUGCUGUCCCUCGCGGAGAACUGCAGCCCCAGCUAUGAGACCUUUCGGCGUCAGCUUCGGCAGCUACGUUCUCUGACGCAUUGGGCCAUGCUGCCUUACUACGAGUAUCCGCCUGGACCGCACACGCCGGAGUCCAUACCCCAUGCGUUUUCGAUGCACUCUCCCGCGGCGCGAGAAGGAAUCGAUCGCUGCUCCACACAGUACGCGAUCGACGACGUCGACGCCUUGAGUCAGGGCGAACGGCUGCUCUCAUGGGCGGUCGACGCAACGCUGACGGGCAUAUGUUCCUACAUGUUCAAGAUAGGACUCGGCGUGGAGCGAGAAUGGCUGCUACGCUUCAACAGCGAGGACGGAGAGGCAAACCUGCCCGCAAGAACCUCAGCCCAUGACGUGACAGAGCUAUCGAAGGCUUGGCUCGGCGAGCUUGACGAACUCAUGGCUUGGCUUGGCUGGGUGGAUCAGUGGACGGGAUGCGAGAAAGGAUGUGCUGCAGAUGAGUUCUGCUACAUUCCAAUGUGGCCUGUCGGCGGUUUUGGCUGGGGGCAAAACCAUGAAGCUCUCCUUUGGCACCCUACUUGCGUAAACGGCUCCCAUUACCCGCCAUGA